CAAUUUAGAAAAAUACGGAAAAAUACAUGGAGAGAUUUCACGUGGAUGAAGAUGGCAGGUACCGGUGAUUCAUCGAAAAUAAAUGCGAUUCCUGACAUAAUAGUAGACAAGCCAGAGAUCAGUGAUGUCGACAGAGAAAAAGCAGAGGCUCUCAAAGAUAAAGCUAAUACAUUUUUCAAAGCUCAAGAUUUUCAACAGGCAAUCACCUAUUACUCCGAGGCUAUAGAGAUCAACCCCACAGUAGCUGCUUUCUACGGGAAUAGAAGUUUUGCUUACUUGAAGACAGAAUGCUUUGGAUCAGCGUUAGAAGAUGCAAGCAAGGCCUUGGAAUUGGACAAGUCUUAUAUCAAGGGAUACUACAGGAGAGCUACAGCUAACAUGGCUCUUGGGAAAAUCAAGAUAGCGUUGAAAGACUAUGAAAUGGUGGUGAAGUACAGACCGAAUGAUAAGGACGCCAGAACCAAGUACACAGAAUGCAGUAAACUGGUCAAACAACAGGCCUUCGAGAGGGCCAUCAGAGGCACCCCUGAGGAUAAGAAGUCUAUCAUAGAUACCAUUAAUAUAGAAAACAUGAUCAUUGAAGGUGAUUAUGAAGGACCCGCUCUGGAGAAUGACAAAGUUACCAAAGAUUUCAUGGUGAAGCUUUUACAACAUUUCAAAGAUGAAAAAACACUCCAUAGAAAGUAUGCUUAUACGAUGUUAGUACAAAUCUUAGCAAUGUUUAAGAAGUUACCUAGCUUGUGUGACAUCACAAUACCAGAAGGCAAGAAGUUCACAGUAUGCGGCGAUAUUCACGGACAGUUCUACGAUCUACUCAAUAUAUUUGAGAUCAAUGGCUUACCGUCAGAAGAAAAUCCAUAUCUAUUUAAUGGCGACUUUGUAGACAGGGGGUCUUUCUCUGUAGAAGUUAUUCUCACACUAUUUGGGUUCAAGCUGCUUUAUCCUGAUCACUUCCAUUUAUCAAGAGGUAACCAUGAGAGUGACACGAUGAAUCAGAUGUAUGGUUUCUACGGUGAGGUGAGAUCCAAGUACACCAAUCACAUGGCAGAUCUCUUCCAAGAGGUCUAUAACUGGCUACCUCUGGCACAACUUAUCAAUAACAAAGUCCUGGUCAUGCACGGAGGGCUGUUCAGUCAAGAUAAUGUAACGAUAGACGACCUGAGAACUAUAGAUCGGAACAGGCAGCCGCCAGAAUCGGGUUUGAUGUGCGAGUUACUUUGGUCUGAUCCCCAGCCUAGGCCGGGUAGGUCGCCCAGCAAGAGAGGUGUCGGGAUCCAGUUUGGUCCAGAUGUCACCAAGAAUUUCCUGGAAUACAACAACUUGGAGUACAUCGUCAGGAGUCAUGAAGUUAAGAACGAUGGCUAUGAGGUUACUCAUGAUGGGAAGUGCAUUACAGUGUUUUCAGCGCCUAAUUACUGUGAUCAAAUUGGCAACAAAGGGGCUUUCAUUAAUCUAGGUUCAGACCUCAAACCAAACUUUAAGACGUAUGAAGCAGUGCCUCAUCCUAACGUCAGACCGAUGGCCUAUGCAAAUUCUAUGUUUGGAUUCAUGUGAUGCUACCUUCCCUCCUAGUUCGUUUAAAGACACUGUGUGUAUGUGUGUGUUGAUUUCUACCAAACGGACACAAUUCUGCCAGCCGCCACCUGUCUGCUGCCGUUGGUCGCCCCGAUUUCAUUGGAAUCCCUGCAUUGCGUGGGAGAUGCUCGACGUGUGAAGGGUGAUCCUAGGUUGAAGGUGCAACAUGCCCCAACAAAAUUUUGAUUUGAAUCGAUAGAGAAAAUCAAACGAGCAAAACACUGAAAAUUUCAUCAAAAUCAGAGGUUUGGAUAUUUUGCAUAAAAGGGUGAUAUAUGCGAAUGAGAGAGCUGAUGUCAGACACUUGGUACUUCUUUUGUGAGCCGAAUUAGAAUAAGGUCAAAGGUCAAUGAACUUUCCAUGACUGGCACUGUGCUUUGUUGUAUACAUAAUAACUUUUUAUAUCUUCGAGGUAGGAUUGCCAAAUUCAAACAAGAGGUCCAUCUCUUGAAGGUGCAGGUCAAGUUCAAAUGUGAGUUGAAUUUGAUUAAGGUCAAAGGUCAAUGAACUUUCCAUGACUGGCACUGUGCUUUGUUGUACACAUAAUAACUUUUUAUAUCUUCGAGGUAGGAUUGCCAAAUUCAAACAAGAGGUCCAUCUCUUGAAGGUGCAGGUCAAGUUCGAAUGUGAGUUGAAUUUGAUCAAGGUCAAAGGUCAAUGAACUUUCCAUGACUGGCACUGCUGUGUUGUACACACAAUAACUUUCUAUAGCUUCGAGGUGGGAUCGCCAAACUCGUAACAGAGGUCCAUCUAAGUCAUAUAGCAUACAUGUAGUUUUGACAUGCAGUCUCUUCAUGACUGCAAUAUGCAGGCGAGACAAUGCUUGGCGUUUGCCUUAUUUAGUAAAGAAUGGUAAACAUGGUUCGAUUCCAUAUGGAAAAUGUAAAAUCAUUUGUGUAAUUGUGCUGUGGUGAAGACCUUUUUACCAUCAAAUCUUAUCGUAAAAAAUCCAGUGCUCAUCUGAUUUUUUUCUAUUUGUUCAAAUCAUCUUAUUGUUGGGAUGGACUUGAUGACCUUCCAGGUUUGGUGUUGGUGUUGAAAGUGUUCAUAAUGCUUCUGAAAUGGCAUUGGUAGCUCAACACCAAGUGAUGUUAACACCCAACACCAGCUUCAUCUCAAUUUGGUGUUAUGAAACACGAUUAAACACGGUCAUCUUUCCACGAUACAUGGGGUCUUGUCUUCAUCUGUAUCCAAGUGUAUCCAACAUGUCAUCAAUCUCUGUCUCAAGAUCUCUCGACUUGCAUCGAUGCGAACCUUUUACUUCACAGAAACACAGAGGAAUUAUAAGAAAGAAAAAUCCCAAUUGACGACUGCCACCAAGUACCCAAUGUGGAUGCUCAGGAAUAGCACAACAUAUCUAUCAGUUCACAAAUUGUUAAGCUUUUGCUCUCAACGCACACAUAAAAAUUGUUGGAGAGCUACUGAGUGUAGCCUUCCUCAACGAUGUGACCCGAUUUGACCUUAGUGACGCAAUGGUCAUGCCAUAGAUAUUCGGAAGCUUGUCAUGAUCACGUCAAUCAAUUUAUUGGUAGCAAUGAAGAUUUCCAAAGGAUAUCCCGGCAAAAAUGUUCACCCGUUGGAUUGGAGAAGCAGAUGAAAGAUCGUUCAUCCGUUCAAGCAGAACUGCAGAAGAAAUUGCUUCGCUUUUCCUACCCAUAUGUUCAAUGGUUGUAUCAUCAAUAUUCGCAAUGUCUGCCAAGAAACUUUUGAAGGGAAAGUCCUCUCUAACAAAAAGUUGGUAUAGAAAGAUAGAGAGAAAUCAAACAAGCAUAAUGCGAAAUAUUUCAUGAAAAUUGGAUGUAAAAUAUGAAAGUUGUGAUGUUUUUUAAUUUGCUUAAUUUCACAUAACAUUUAUAUUCACAUCCUAGUCAUUGUGGGAAUUAGGGAAUGUGGUUUACGUCACUUACUUACUAUUUCUCUUGUAUUUUAUUGUGUGAAAUAUGGAAUAUCUUAAUUUUUUCCUCUUAGUUUUUAACAAAAGGUUUAAUUCCUCUGUGAUCAUGUGGAACUGUCAUUUUUGCAACACAUUUUGAUUUGACAAAGUGCUUUAUUAUCAAAACUGCAAAAAUUUGAAAUACUCGAAUUCGAGAAUGAAAUAUAAAACAAAUAGUAAGUGUGUGACAUCAGCUGUCUUAUUUGUAUAUCAUCCCAGUUUGUCAUAUAAUUCUUUUGUGAAAAUAAGCAAAAUGAUCAAAUGCUCUAACUUAUUAACUUACAUAAGAUUUUGACUAAUAUUUUCAGCAUUUUGAUUGUUUGAUUUUUCACUACAUAUUCAAAUUAAUUCAUUGUUGACUUGCUCUUUAACCAUUGCUGAGGCUGCCAUUGUCAAUGCUAGCUCACUACUGUAGCUUAAUUUAUUUAAAAAAAAUCAUAAUUACUAUUUUGGUUUAAAAAGGAAAAUCUUAAUUAAAAGUCAUUUUAUAGAGUAAGUUUGACCUUUUAGUCCAGCUGUAAGCAAUUGAAACAAUAUCCUUUGUAUGUAAAGAAUAAUUCUGGGCGAUUUAAAGACAAAAUACAAUUAAAUACAAAAAAAUAAUCUUACUUGGUAACGCUACAUGUAUACCAAAACUUCAUGAGUGCACGAAGACUGACUCCUGUCUGCAUUAUCAUGUAUUUCUCUCAAAAUGCAAACAUGAGCUAUCACUUUCAGGCCUUAAAGGAGAAUGAAACUCUUGGAGCAAGUUAGCUUUUGUGAAAGCAGAAAAAUCAAAGAACAAGAUCAACAAAAGUUUGAGUAAAAUAGGACUAGCAAUAGAAGAGUUUCGAGCAUUUGAAAGUUGAGAUCACUAAUGCUAUAGAGAUCCUCCAUUGGCAAUGCGACCAAGAUCUAUGAUGUCACAGAUGAACAACUCUCCCCUUUUGGACACUGAAAAUAUACCCCAAAACAUCUCUUUUUGCUCAUUCUAAUCAUAUGACAAAUGAUUCAUCAAUGAUAUAAUGUUGUGAAACCUCUGUACUUGUCCUCUCAUAAACACCUCACAUUGUGAUAGACUCUAUAAAAGUGAGAAUAUAAGUACUAAAGUAAUGAGGGAGUUGUACGUGUGUGACAUCACAGAUCUUGGUCGUAUUGCCAAUGGGAGGAUCUACAUGGCAUUAGUGAUCUCAAUAUUCAAAUGCUCAUAACUUUCUUAUUAUUCAUUCAAUCUUCCUCAAACUUUUAACAAUAUGUUUCUUUGAUUUUUCUCUUUGAUAUGGAUUCAGCUGGUUUCAAGGGUUUCAUUCUCCUUUAAGUAAGUGUAUUUGUAAACGAGAGCACAUCAGUAUAUUAUCCAUUGUUUUGUUAAUCACAAGUCCCCCAUUUUUAAAUCUCUUUUCUAAGCAGUGGAGCAUUAUAUUCUUAUAUUUUAAUUGGCACUUUUGUGUAUGAUUCAAAUGAGGUUACAUUCAAUCAGGCUAAUUAAGUCCAGUACUUUUUUUUACUUCAAAAUUCAUUCACCCUUAUUUACAGUGCUUAGUGUACUUUUUUACUCCACAAUUCAUUCACCCUUUAUAUUUACAGUGUCUAAUUUACAUCUAUUCAAUUGAACGUUAUUGUCAUUUCCAUUAUCUGGUCAUGGAAAUACUGCCCUCAAUUGUUAGUUUCACAUGCAAUCUAUUUUAGGUGAAUUUACUAAACAGUCAUUGAUGGAACAUGAUUUGAACUAUAUAAAACAAAUAAUGAAUAGCCAAGUUGAAUGGAUCAUUCAUUUCAUCUUUCACCGAAUGAAGUAGUCUUUCCACUGCACUCAUAAACAUUCAUUAUUUGGUUUAUAUGACACCUAAAAAUAGAUUCUUUUUCAUGUGAAAUUUGUGAAUUUCGAUGCAAAAUAUGCUCAUGCAGUGCGAGCUCGGUCAGUUGAUUAUCGCGUACAUACAACAUGCGUGCUGCAAACACGAGUGGUGUCUGUAAUCUGGGUGUGCGCGUGUAAUGGACAAAAUUGUAUGGAUCCAAAAUUGCAUGAUGAAUGGAUCUAUAAUUGCACGGUUGAUGACGUCAUUGUAAUAUUGGCUGAAUGAUCGAUAUGGACCAACCAAUCAAAUGACAAGGAUCUAUCUAGGUGUCAUAUAAUAAGCAAAUACCGGUAAUGAAUAAUAAUGCAAUGGACAGAAUACUUUACGAGGUGAAAGAUGAAAUGAUCUAUUCAACGAAUGAAGUAUUCUGUCCGUUGCACAAAUAAAACAAAAUUCAUUAUUUGUUUCAUAUGACACCUAAUAUGCAUAAAAAUAGAUCCUUGUCAUUGGACAUUUAUGCAUUUGGAUGCAAAAGUACAUGAAGUGCGGGUGCGGUCUGUUGAUUGUUGCAUACAACAUGUGCACGCUGCACUUACGUGAAGUGCCAGUAGCCUCGGCUAGCGUGUGCAAUGGACAAAAUUGCACGGAUGAUGACGUCAUUGUAAAUGGGUUGGAUGAUCAAUAUCAAAUUACCAAUCAAAUGGCAGGGAUUUCACUCGGUGUCUUGUGAUGCGUUAUACACUACAUGAGUGGAAGAGCUGUGGUGUAGUUGUUCAGACUCUUGCCUUGUAACCAGAUGGUCAAUCCACACUUUGCAACGUAUAUGUACCUGGUAGGAUGUGGUGAAAAUCAUUUUAGCUUGUCCCAGCAUUGUUAACGGCACCGGCGUACAGAUGGGGGAGGGGCUUAGGAGGCAUGCACCCUCCCCCCCUCAAAAAAAAGAAACUUUCACAACCAAGAAAAAAAAGGAGAAUGAUAAAGAAAUAGAAAAUAAAUAAGGUAAAUAUGAACUGAUGUAUGUUUUGAUUCAUCUAGGAAGAGAUACAGAUUACGAAUAGAAAUAAAUCUUAUCAUCUGGACCCUGUUUCAAACCAUUAAGUCCAGGUGAUCAGAUUUAUUUCUAUUCGUAAUAAGGUAAAUAUUUCACUUAUUUCUUAUUAUUAUAUCAAAAUCUAUCACAAUUAGAUUUUCCCUGUAAAAAGAUACAUUUUUUUCCCCACGCUUGCAGGAUUUUAGAGAUAUUGCCCUGUACAGCAUGUCUGGCCCCCUCAAAAUUUUGUUUCAUUACACCACCGGUGAACGCCUCACUUAGUGACUGGCUGGUAUAUUCCCCAGUGAGUGGAGAUUGCGCAUGCAUUUUGUGCGGAAAUGACUGAUUGAAUCCGAUUACUGGGCUAAUGAUAAAGUCUGUAAGCACUUUGGAUACGUACAAUGUAUAUCUUAAGCGCCUCAUAAAUAAUCAGAUUAUUAUUACAAGUUCAUUUUAUUACAGCUACCUUUACAUCAUUUCUCUUUCUUUGUUCUCAAAUGAUUUGACUUUGGCAGAGGUAUUUGCUUUACUUCUAAUGAGAUUUCUUGCUCUAUUUUCACAGAAUACAAGCUCAUUCCUAAGCUGACAUUUAUAUUUUUACAUUGUGUGAUGUAUUAUCAAGAAAAUGUUGUGCAUUUUGUAUAUGACAGAGAGAGAGAGAGAGUGUGUUGGGUGCAUGUGUGAGUGAUUUUAUGUUAUUUAUGUUGAUCGAUUCAAAGCUGCAUUUCUUUGGCCUCAAACUGGAUAGAUUUUGAAUGGAAAGUGUACUAGAGCUUUUAUUGAAUAUUUUAUAAUGUUUUUGUUUUUUUCGAACAGAUUAUCUUAUAUUUUCAGUGUGAUUGGCUCAGAUGAUUUAUGUUAUUCAUAAAAUUUGCCAGAGAAAUCAUAGCUUUGUGAGAUUUAUCCUCAAAAUUGCAUAUUUAAUGAUCAACAACAAUAUGGAGGACUAUCUUCCCAAUAAAUAAUUGCAAACAAUGUCAA
Lytechinus pictus (painted urchin) is the source of this 7297-nucleotide messenger RNA. RefSeq names its product serine/threonine-protein phosphatase 5-like. Gene Ontology annotation, molecular function: protein binding; hydrolase activity. NCBI's taxonomy places the organism in Eukaryota, Metazoa, Echinodermata, Echinoidea, Temnopleuroida, Toxopneustidae. Bases 46 to 1554 code for a protein of 502 amino acids. The record is from RefSeq and is a predicted model, not a curated record. The transcript is spliced from 11 exons.